AUGGUCGCUGGCGGUAUCUCCCAGUUUUUCCCCGUUGGCUUCCAGUCGUCGAUUAUCGGCGUCUACGUGAUCCUCUUUGGUCUGGCCACCGCUCUCCUCGAGUUCCAGAUCCCUCCUCAGGUCUCGCGCUACGGAUCUUUCUUGUUCUCGUUCAUUGGUCGUGGUGUUUUCUACAUCUUCAUCGGCACCAUCCUUCUCCACGACGGCACUCUCAGGAUCAUCAUGGGCUCGCUUAUUGGUCUGGCUGGUGCUGCUUACGUCGCUUUGGAGUUCAUCCCCUCGAUCGAGCCCCCUGCCAAUAUGCGCGAGGCUGAUGCUGGGUGGGGUGCUGAGCAGGUUUAA
Molecule: messenger RNA, 342 nt
Organism: Podospora anserina S mat+
Lineage: Eukaryota; Fungi; Ascomycota; Sordariomycetes; Sordariales; Podosporaceae
Exons: 3
Coding region: 1-342 (113 amino acids)
Biological process (GO): vesicle-mediated transport
Cellular component (GO): Golgi membrane
Source: RefSeq, a predicted model, not a curated record